AUGAGCGAUAGUUCUUCCUAUGAGCCCGAUGACACCGGGUCCGACUACGAGUCCGAAUCCGACUUCGAUCAUGACGAGCAUGCGGUCCGCUCAAUCGAGCGGAAGACGCGCUCGAAUUCUCGCGCUGUAUCAGUGUCUGUGAAAGAUGAACAAGAAGAUAUCUCCACAUUUGACUUCGCUGAAUAUGUCGGCGACGACAUGAAUCCGGACGCUCGCCAGGACCGAGUCCGCUCGCUGCAAGCUCGCCUCCAAGCUAUUCCCCGUGAAUCUAUCAACGCCUACAAUAAACUGCUGGUCGAGAUGGAGAAGGACGUUGCGUUAAAGAACAUGGAUGAGCAUCCGGAACUUCUCACCGUCGAGCAGUACGGAGCUGUCAUCUGGACUGCGACGGAAAAGGAAUUAUUCUUCAAUAUGCUCGAUCGCAAAGGCAAGAACGGCAUCAAGGAGAUUGCAGCGGCGAUCCCGACUAAAUCGGAACUCGAAGUGAUGCACUACAUCGAUCUUCUCCACGAAGGCCUGGCGAAACAACAUCUCCAGUCCGAGCACAACGCCACCCUCCUCAUGGGUGAUUAUCCCGGCGCCGCCGAAGUCAGCGAGGAAUGCGAGGAAAAGCUGGAUGAGCUCGCCGAUGUCAUGUGCAAGAAGGAAGAAGCCGAGAGCUCGUGGGCUUCCAGAGACCGAUACCACAAAUAUGGGAUUAUCACCGAGGCUUCGGCGAGGGAACUCGUCGAGGCGGAAGUCAACCCUCCUUUGCGCGGUGGCAUUGACAAAGCUGCGAACGUCCUCAAUGUACCAGUGUGGCUUCAGCUCUCCCGGAAGCUGUUUAUGAACUUGGGCGGUAGGAGAGUUGAAGACAACUGGAUAUACCACAAGAGUUUUUCUGCCGAGUCUCCUUCUAUGACCGGUGAUGCCCUCAUGGACUUUUAUGCAUUAACCAUGAGUAUCACGCGCCGCUUGGUUCAGUCAUCUCUCUUCUUCGCCAUGUCGCGGGUGCGCGCUAUGGAGCCCAUGGCCAGUGAAGAAAUUCAGUCGGUUCGAACACGAGAUGUCAAAGCCGCUCUUGACACGCUGAACAUGACUUACGACCGAGGCAACCUAUUGGUCGAUUUUGCACGCCAGAAUGGCAUUCUUAUCAAAGACAUUCGCAAUAGAAAAGGGUGGAAACCGCGGGUUCUCGACUACGAUGAGGUGGAAAGGAUUCUGAGCCUUGACGACGACGAGUAUGAGGAACCUGGACUGGGCCCCUUUGAGAGCGAAGUUGAUUAUGAUGAGGACGACGACUACGACGGAGAAGACGAAGAGGAAGAAGACCCGGAAGAGAAAGAGGAGGUAGACCAACCGGUCGAACAAGCACAAGGGGAAGAGCCGGCCCAGAAACCACAAAACCAUGAGCCUGAGCCUGAACCGGAGCUUGAAUCCGAAUCCGAACCACAACCACCACCACCACCACAACUUGAACCAGAACUAGAGGCACCCCUCGUUCAACCACACCUCCUCGCUACAGAUCAACCGCUCCCCCGACAACGCCGCUACUCCGAAGGCUCUUACCAAUCCAGCUCCGGAGAAGAACAAGACUCCGACGCCGAAGAAGUCCACGCUGCGCACGUGGACCAAGAAUACGACCGCCGCGAAGAAGUCCGACUAUGGCAAACCCUGAACCAACCUAUCCCACCGCUCCUAGAGCUCCCAAUCGUCCCUGAAGAAGAAAUGGGUGAGGACUCGAAAGACCGUCCUUUUGUCGUCCGCAGGACCAGGGAGGAUAUGGUGGAUUGGCGCGAGCGGACACUGUACCGUGCGGAGUGGGAGGAGUUUGGAGAUAUUGGGUCGGAGUUAGAGGAGGAUUUGCAGGAGAAUAGACGGAAGAGGAGGAGGAUUGAGGCUGAGGAGGCGGCAUACAGGAGUGGAAGGGAGAGUCGGAGUGAGCAGUAUGAUGUGUUUGAGGAUUCUGAGGAGGAGGAUGGACAAGACCAGGAAGGUGAAGGAGGCCAGGAACCAGUUCCGAUAUCUGCUUCCGUGGUGAACAGUGAUGACGAUGAGGGAGAUCCGAUGGAGGUCGACGAAGCACGGCCUAAACCAACGGUUGUCGUCGAAUCACCGAAACCAAAACGAACAGUUGCCGUCGCAUCACCGAAGCCAAAACCAACAGUUGCCGUCGAGCUUCCGAAAUACGGAUCCGCAGCAUGGGACGCCUUCCUACAGAAAUUGACGAGCCAGAGGACCGAGAGCCAGACUUAA
Messenger RNA from Penicillium cinerascens, 2235 nucleotides. RefSeq lists its product as uncharacterized. Gene Ontology annotation, molecular function: RNA polymerase I general transcription initiation factor activity; rDNA binding. The transcript has a single exon. Bases 1 to 2235 code for a protein of 744 amino acids. NCBI's taxonomy places the organism in Eukaryota, Fungi, Ascomycota, Eurotiomycetes, Eurotiales, Aspergillaceae. Gene Ontology annotation, cellular component: RNA polymerase I upstream activating factor complex. The record is from RefSeq and is a predicted model, not a curated record. Gene Ontology annotation, biological process: nucleolar large rRNA transcription by RNA polymerase I; transcription initiation at RNA polymerase I promoter.